GAAGAAGUAGCAGAAAGAAUAAUAAUGCUUUUCCGAAAUCGUUUUUUGCUCUUGUUGGCCUUGGCAGCCUUGUUAGCCUUUCUGAGCCUUAGCCUACAAUUCUAUCUAAUGGCCUGAGAGCCAGCCACCAAGGAGUUAAUGGCCAGUGAUGGUUGUGCUAUGUUUGCCUGUCACUCCUGGAAUCUGUUAAGAAGGAAGGAGCUUCCCUCUUAGACAGACUAGGCAGCUCCUAUGACCAGUCUCCCAAGUUGGUAAAUUCACUUCAUCACAGUGUCCAUUUGUAUUGUCUCAUUACCUUGAAUUCAAUGUGUGAUAAAAGACCACUCAACUAAAAGGUAAAUCUGUUCAGGAAGUUGUAAAAUCCAUUCAUCCUUGCACUCCAGGUGGCAUUGUAGGUUCCCAAACAUAGUUGGAAGCCUCCACUGGGAACAGUAGAAAUUUAAAGAUGGGGUCUCAGCUGGUAUGUUUGGGAAAGAAAUCAAUGGGAAAUGCUGGGAAAGAUUGGCAGAGAUAUGACAUAUGUCUGGUCUUUCUGAGAUUUUAAAUAACUCAUGGGAAGAGUUUGUUCUUUAACCAAUGCAUUUUCUUCUGUACUUGUGUUUGAAUUUCCAUUGCUGGGUAAGCAAAAGUGAUCUGCUGCAAUUUCAGUGUAGUCAUAUUUUGAAAUUUGUCUUAGCUGGACUAAUACUGGGGAUAACCAACAAGUGAGGCUGUUGAAUUGUUUCGCAUUACUGCCGUUUGUGUUAGAGCUUUCCAGACACCCUAGUUCCCAGUAAAUUGAUCUUGUUUGGAGUUGUAUGGCAUGGCAGUACGACCAUUCGCCCCUAAGGAUCAUUUUUCUGCGUUUUCUUUUCUUUCUAAAAAUGUAACUAAAAAUCUGUUUUCUGUUACUGUAUUUUAGAUACACAGGAAAUAAUUUCAGAAGUCAUAAUUUAUGGAUGUUUACUGCGGUGUGUUUGUCUUGUGUUCUCCAAAUGUGUAAUGAGUUUCUUAGCAAAGUAUUGCACGUUGAAAAGCAAUCAUACUGUUCUGUCUUAUCACUGUGUAAUCUGCCUCAUUGGUACAUGUGGAUAUUGCUAAUGUCUUUCAGAAGGAGGAUUAAAAUGAUGGAAUCUUGCUAUGGCUGGUGAUAAAUUUUAUCUUUAGACCCCUGGGCAAAUUUUUAUGGAGUGAAAACUACUUUGCAAGAUUUGGAAACCACAAGCCCCUUCUUUAGGGGAGAGGGAUAAUGAACUUUGAAUAGUUCUUAUUAUGCAUAUUUUCUCUUCCAUGCUGAUGAAAAAUUGCCACGUAACUUGAAAAAGUAUUUGCUGUGUGACCUACUUCCUACGUCAGUGAAAAAGUUUUAAACAGUUUGGUUGCAUGGAACUGAAAGAACAGUCUGUAUUUAAGGCUACCACUAAGAAAAAAAUUCCAGACUGAAAUGGCUACUUUCUCUGCAUACUCUUUUUGGACCGUUUGUGGUUUCAAAGGAAAAAGAAAAUGGGAAACAGAUUUCCUUUCUUUUAUUCUAAUUUUAGUACACUUGAUCCCUGUUAACCCUGUUAAAGAGGAUGAUCUUGGCUCCAAGAAUCGAAAGAGAAUAAUGCCUGAUCCUUUGACGGAGACACCUGCUAUAGAUCCAAUUUUCGAAGCCCAGUUUUAUUGUAACAUUCCCAACAUACCUGAACGCAGUAUGGAAGGUCAUGCACCUCACUAUUUUAAACUGAAUUCUGUUCAUGUGCUGAUUCGCCAUGGGGACCGAUAUCCUCUUUAUGCCAUUCCGAAAACAAAAAGGCCAGACAUUGAUUGUACAUUAGUGCCCAACAGGAAACCUUCCCACCCUCAGCUUGAAGCUUUUAUUAGCCAUAUGUCUAAAGGAUCAGAAACCCAAAUGGAUGGCACUCUGAGCAGCAUGCCUCGUUACCCCAGCCAUUCACUGUGUGAAAUGGGAGAGCUUACACAGACAGGGAUUGUACAGCACUUGCGAAAUGGACAACUACUGCGGAAUAUUUAUAUAAAGAAGCAUAACUUGAUACCAAGUGACUGGACAAGUAAACAUUUGUAUUUGGAGACAACUGGAAAGAGUCGAACACUACAGAGUGGGCUGGCACUACUAUAUUCCUUCUUGCCGGAAUUUGAUUGGAAGAAAAUUAACUUUAGGCACCAGUGGAGCACAAUUUUUUGUUCUGGAAGCUGUGAUUGCCCGAUAAGAAACCAUUACCUAGAGGAGGAGCAACGGCGUCAGUACAGCCUACGGGUGAAAAACAUACACUUGGAGAAAACGUAUGCAGAUAUGGCAAAAAUUGUUGGCAUACCCACAAGGCAGUUAAGGGCUUCUAACCCUGUAGAUUCUAUGCUGUGUCAUUUUUGCCAUAAUGUCAGCUUCCCGUGUACCAAGAAUGGCUGCAUUAACCUUGAGCACUUUAAAACAAUCAAGACGCAUCAACUUGAAGAUGAAAAAGAGAGGCAGGAGAAGAAAUAUUACUACUUGUAUGCGCUACUGGCCACUCAUCCUAUCCUUAACCAGACAGCCAAUCGUAUGCAGCGCAUUGCAGAAGGCAAGAGAGAAGAACUGUUUGUCCUUUAUUCCGCUCAUGAUGUCACCUUGUCCCCUGUUCUGAGUGCCUUAGGCAUCACUGAGGCCAGGUUCCCAAGAUUUGCAGCCAGACUAGUCUUCGAGCUGUGGAAAGAUGGGAAGAAAUACAAAGAACAUUUUAUCCGCAUCCUUUAUAACGGUGUUGAUGUCACAUUCCAGACUUCAUUCUGCCGGGACUAUAACAAACAUUACACCAAACUGAUGUGCCCCUUAGAGAAAUUUGUUCGUUUUGUUAAACAAGACAUGUUCUCACCUUUUAAUAGCACCAAUUACUAUGAUGCAUGUCACAGGAGGCCAUUCUAAACAAGGGAGGAAUAAAACGUUACAUUUUGUAUUGUCAAAAAAAUUGUCUCCGAGGCAGCUUGACACUGUCAAAUCCUAGUGUGCCUAAGUGCAAAUGAAUAUAGCUUGAAGUGGUUUUGUCGUUUCCCCCCCCCCAAAAAAAAUGCAUUCUAGAUUGAUUUAAAAUGUCAUUAAUUCAUAAUGUUUGUCAGCCUUAGCAGCACAGGGCCUGUGUUCUUUUGUGCUCCAACUUGAUUUGUCUCUUAGCUGCUGUAAAAUGGAUAUUGCUUGAAGAACUGAAUGAGUGCAUUCUGGUUCCUUGUUGUUCCACUGUAAAAGUUGCCACAGUAAACACAAACCAUACUUGUCAUAAUUGAGAGUAUCCUUCAUUCCACGAAUCCAUUCAUAGGAUCUAGCUAAAGUAGGAAUCAUUUUUUCCUUAGGGCAAAAGUGUAUUAUAGGCAGGCUUUGUUUUUUGUUUUUUGGGGGUGUUUUUUGUUU
Podarcis muralis (Common wall lizard) is the source of this 3361-nucleotide messenger RNA. Lineage: Eukaryota; Metazoa; Chordata; Lepidosauria; Squamata; Lacertidae. The record is from RefSeq and is a predicted model, not a curated record.